This is a messenger RNA of Peronospora matthiolae, 1692 nucleotides long. The record is from the annotation of a GenBank genome assembly. Lineage: Eukaryota; Oomycota; Peronosporomycetes; Peronosporales; Peronosporaceae.
AUGGACGGCCCGAGCGUGGGCCCAAAGGCGGCCAGGAACGCGGUGCUCUUCUACUCGCCCCUGCGCCCGGCGUCAAGCGAGCACCUGCUCACUGCGGCGUCCGGGUUCCCGUCCUGUCCCAAGCGCUCGCGGUCAAGUAGCAGCAGCAACACGAGCAGUGGUAGUAGUUUCUUGUCCCUACCCCCACCAGUAGCCCUACCCGCUUCAUCGCACUCGGGACCCUUGUCUGUACCACUUUGUAUUGACCCGUUAUUGUCAGCGGAUUGUCACGCCAAUUAUUGGGGAGGUGUGUUCUACCCUCGCCAUACUAUUAACAGCGGGGUGCUGCGGGGUGCCUCCAGUACCUUAGCAGCUCAAGCUACAGCACUUUGUGCCAGUGGAAGCACUACUAGUACUUGUAGUACUAGUAGUUCUACUGCCAAUCCAAUGGGGAUGCAGGGCCAUUGCACUGGUACGGGAGCAGACUCUGGAUCGAUGCAGGGAGGAGGAGGAGUGGCCAUGUUUGUGGACUCGUUCCUGCCUGAGGACGACCCGACGCUCUAUUCGCUCUGGACCGGACCUGGCAAUAGUGACUCCGUGCUGGGGUACGAGACGGAGAGUACCCCUCACCACCACCACCACCAAGAACCAGGGCCGAACCACGCGCCGGAGGCUCCGUCUUCGUUGUACUUGACGUCAGACGACGAGUUGAAGAUCGAUUACCCGCAUCUGUCGGAGUUCCAUCAGGACUUGGACUCGUACUUGAACGAGACGAUGGAAUCCGGCGGUCCUUCGCCCACGACGCCGCUCGGUACACAUACAAAUUGCAGUAUGAAAAUGGAUCGGCUCGUGACGAUUGACCGGAAAAGUGGCAAUGGUCAUGGUGCCCAGUUGCCAAUGGGUACAAGAGAAUCGCUCCUGGAAAAGUCGCUCGUGUCUGCGACUGCAGCUGAGCAGCUUGUGAAACGAGAUAGAGCUACGACGGGACUGGAGAAUGUGUCGGAACGUUUGAUGAUGAAGUCUCGUGGUGGACGUGUGGAUGCGCCCUGCGCUGCUGUACCAGUCGGGACGAGCUCGACCAUUGAAGCAGCUUCAAGGGAAAUGGUCGCGAGCUCGCACUGGACUUUGCCUCAAAACUCAGCGAUCGAGCCGAAAAAGCGAGUGGAAUUGCAUCACGACGAACGAUCGCCACUGAUUACAGCUCCGGCUGCGACAAGCCAAACGGCAGGUGCCUCGGACGGGACUGUAGCUUCAACAUCGACAGUCACAUCGACAGUCACGUCGACGUCAGCUGUAUCUGGCACAUCUAGCGCAAAGGCUAAAAAGCGUCCACGCAGUCGGCAGUGCGAGUUUCCAGGCUGUCAAAAUCGGGCGCGGUCCCAUCAAAAAUGCAAGAAACAUGGAGGUGCACACCACUGUGUGUUCGAGGGCUGCACGAAGAACAGUCAGAGCCGCGGGUUGUGCAUCGCGCAUGGCGGCGGCUCUCGGUGCAAGAAGGAGGGCUGUAUUCGAGCAGCUCAGUCAAAAGGACUGUGCAAAUCUCAUGGCGGCGGGGAGUAUUGUGCCGUCGAAGGAUGCAACAAGAAGGCUCACUUGAAGCAUCUGUGUCGUACGCACGGCGGCGGUGUGCGCUGUCGAUUUGACAAAUGCUCGAAGUGGGCCCAACGCAAAGGCUGGUGUAUGGCCCACGCCAAAGAGUUUGCGUCGUCGUGA